This is a messenger RNA of Dermatophagoides pteronyssinus (European house dust mite), 1211 nucleotides long. It is a transcript of the gene meigo, whose product is annotated as Solute carrier family 35 member B1 homolog meigo. Gene Ontology annotation, cellular component: endoplasmic reticulum membrane; Golgi membrane. Lineage: Eukaryota; Metazoa; Arthropoda; Arachnida; Sarcoptiformes; Pyroglyphidae. Gene Ontology annotation, biological process: UDP-galactose transmembrane transport. Gene Ontology annotation, molecular function: UDP-galactose transmembrane transporter activity; UDP-glucose transmembrane transporter activity. The record is from RefSeq and is a predicted model, not a curated record.
UUUUAAUACCAAUGUGAUAGAAUAUUUUUAGUCCACGUCCCCUAACUCGUUUUGUCAUUCAAAUUCAUUCGAAAUUCUUGAUCUCGAUCGAGUUAUGCGGAAUAGAUAAACCAAAAAAAAGAACAAAAUAAAAUGAUAUCAAGCCAAUUUAUUAAUAAAAAAUUUUUACUCUGUGCAUCAGGUAUAUUUUUUUGCUAUUUUUAUUAUGGUAUUCUUCAAGAAAAAAUUACUCGAGCUAAAUAUGGUGUAAAACGUGAACAAUUCACCUAUUCAAUGUCAUUAGUCUUUGUUCAAUGUAUUAUCAACACACUUUUCGCUAUUGUUUUUAAUUCAUUUAUUACAUCAAAUGAAAAAGAUGGAACUAAAUCCAAAGAUACGACAACGAAUUUUCUUUAUGCAUCGGCAUCAAUUUGCUAUGUUAUCGCUAUGGUUUCUAGCAAUCGUUCAUUAGAACAUGUAUCAUAUCCAACCCAAGUGAUUGCAAAAUCCUGUAAACCGAUACCGGUCAUGAUCAUUGGUGUUUUAUAUACUCGAAAAAGUUAUAAAUUAGCCAAAUACUUCUUCGUCCUGUUGAUCGUAGCUGGUGUCGGGACAUUUAUGUACAAUCCAAAUAAAUCUUCAUCUGCUGCUACAAACACCUAUUUUAUUGGCGAGUUAUUGUUAUUUUUAUCAUUGACCAUGGAUGGAUUUCUUGGUGCUUUUCAGGAUCGAAUGAAAAGUGAACAUCAGACCAAACCUGGCAGAAUGAUGUUCUGGAUGAACGCCUGGUCUUCAUUAAUUCUUCUAGCUGCAUUGAUUGUCACUGGUGAACUAUGGCAAUUCAUAAGUUUUAUCAACAAAUUUUCAUUUGUCAUCUGGUCGAUUCUACAAUUUUCAAUCAUGUCGGCUGUUGGACAAUUGUUCAUUUUUUUAACCAUCACGAGUUUUGGUCCGUUAUCUUGUUCGUUGGUCACAACCACUCGAAAAUUUUUCACCGUCCUAUUCUCUGUACUGUUGUUCGGAAAUUCAUUAACAGGACAACAAUGGCUUGGUACGGGGUUAGUUUUUUCGGGUCUAGGCCUCGAUAUGUUUUUUGGAAGGCAGCCACCAAAACAAGCCAAAAAAAAUUCAAUCUAAAAAUUAGCUAUUUAAAAUUUUUUUAAUUCAGCACAUAUAAUUUUUGUAUGAAAUGUAACAGUAUACUUUCCCAACGAUUUAAUAUAAAAUAUUCU